Astyanax mexicanus (Mexican tetra) is the source of this 4410-nucleotide messenger RNA. It is a transcript of the gene ttc7b, whose product is annotated as tetratricopeptide repeat domain 7B. The transcript is spliced from 21 exons. NCBI's taxonomy places the organism in Eukaryota, Metazoa, Chordata, Actinopteri, Characiformes, Acestrorhamphidae. Gene Ontology annotation, molecular function: protein binding. The record is from RefSeq and is a predicted model, not a curated record. The coding region runs from base 14 to 2878 and encodes 954 amino acids. Gene Ontology annotation, cellular component: plasma membrane. Gene Ontology annotation, biological process: protein localization to plasma membrane; phosphatidylinositol phosphate biosynthetic process.
UACUAUCGGUGAUAUGACGGCCCGGAGGUCGGGUUCGCGGCUGGAGGGGGAGAUUGAGCGCUGCCGCGGGGAGAACCAGUGGGAGAAGAUCCCGGAGCUGGUGAAGCAGCUCGCCGCUAAACCACUGCAGAACGAUGACCUGAGUGAGCUGUUACUGGGGGAGGCAAAGCUGCAGCAGUACCUGAAGGAGAACCCCAUUAAGCAGGGUACCAGUGCCCGCGGGCAGCGCCCACGCCUGGCCGAGGUGAGGAAACACCUGACGGCGGCGCUGGAGAGAGGAAACCUAAAGCCGGAGUUCCUGCAGGAGGCGACGUUGCUGAUGGGGAAGUUGAGUUAUGUGGAGGGGGAUCACCGAGAGGCGCUGCUUCAGUACAGCCGGGUUAAUCUGGACGACAUGCAGCUCGUCGGAGCUCCGGUCUACCGCCUCUCCAUGAUCGCUGAGGCCUACGCUACCAAGGGUCUCUGUCUGGAAAAGCUCCCGGCUGCGUCCCCGUCUCUGUCAGGACGUCCCGCGGACCGUGAUCAGGAGAUCCUCACCUGCUAUGAGAAAUCCGGAGACAUCGCUCUGCUCUACCUGCAGGAGGUGGAGAAGGCUCUCAGCGCUGGCCUGCAGAACCGCAGCCCCAAACCCGGCCCGGUCAGCCAGGAGCAGGAGCUCGGGUACUUUCUGGAGACCGGCCUGCAGAGGGCUCAUGUCAUACACUUCAAAAACGGUAAUCUGACCCGUGGAGUCGGACGCUUCAGAGAGAUCCUCCGCGCCAUCGAGACAAGAACCACUCAGAACCUCCGCAUGACCAUCGCGAGGCAGCUGGCGGAGAUCCUGUUGAGGGGGAUGUGUGAGCAGAGUUACUGGAGUCCACUGGAGGAUCCGCCUCCUCAGUCUCCUCUGGAUGAUCCUCACUGUCCCACCAGCUCCAGCAGAGACUACGCCCUCAGCCGCCGCCCACGAGUCUACUCUGGAGAAAAUCUGUUCUGUCCGCAGGAGAACACAGAGGAGGCUCUGUUGUUGUUAUUGAUCAGUGAAUCCAUGGCUAACCGGGAUGCGGUUCUGAGCCGUAUCCCGGAGCACAGUGCGGACCGAGUGAUCAGCCUCCAAAGUGCGUCCGUGGUUUACGACUUGCUGACCAUCGCUCUCGGCCGCCGCGGCCAAUACGAGAUGCUCUCUGAGUGUCUGGAGAGGGCGAUGAAGUUUGCGUUUGAGGAAUUCCACCUGUGGUAUCAGCUGGCUCUCUCUCUGAUGGCUGCAGGAAAGUCUGCGCGUGCGGUAAAGGUGCUGAAGGAGUGUAUUCGGCUGAAGCCUGAUGACCCCACCCUCCCCCUGCUGGCUGUGAAGCUGUGCAUCGGGAACCUGCACUGGCUGGAGGAGGGUGAGCAGUUUGGGAAGAUGGUGGUGGAAAUGGAAGAUAAAGCUUCAGAGUUUCGAGCAAAAGGUUUCCUCGCCAUCGGACUCGUCUACAGCCUGAAGGCCACAGACGCCUCUCUGAGGGGGGUGCAGGAGGAGUAUCAGAGGAAAGCUCUGGGGGCGUUUCAGAGGGCACAGUCUCUCUCUCCUACUGAUCACCUGGCUGCGUUCUAUCUUGCACUGCAAUUAGCUGUGUCCCGCCAGAUCCCGGAGGCACUGGGAUACGUGCGACAGGCUCUGCAAUUACAGGGGGAUGAUGUUCACUCUCUGCACCUUCUCGCACUACUGCUCUCCGCCCAGAAACACUACCACGACGCCCUUAACAUCAUCGAGAUGGCCCUCAGUGAAUACCCUGAGUCAUGUAUGCACCAUAAAUUGGUUCAGAAUUUUAUCCCGAUCAGGUUUAGGAUUAGGUGUAGUAUGAUUGGGACAGAUAAUAAUGUGUGUGUGUGUGUGUGUGUGUGUAGGCUGCUGUUCACUAAGGUGAAGUUGGAGACGCUGUGCCGCGGGCCUGAGGAAGCUCUGCUGACCUGUAAACACAUGCUGCAGAUCUGGAAGUCCUGCUACAACCUCACCAACCCUAGUGAUUCAGGGCGGGGCAGCAGUCUGUUGGAUAGAGCCAUCGCUGACCGCAGGCAGCUGAACACAAUGACCCUGCCGGAUUUCAGUGACCCAGAGACUGCAUCUGUUUCCUCUUCCUCUUUCGUGGGGUCAGAGCCCGCCUCAUCUCCACUAUUUCCUCUCCCAACCCUCUAUACUGCCCCUCCUCCUCCUCCGCCCAGGAGUGACCCUGCAGUGUUCAGACCGGUUGGCCAUGCUUUCUGUGACCACUUCCCUCGCCGGCGGUCCUCCGCUGCCAGAAACGCUCCAGAUGAUUACUUUCAUGGUUUUGAUUCCUUUUUUGGGGUUUGUUCUGUUCAUGCUACCUCCAUUGCAGCAUCACGGGUGGAGCAGGCACUGUCAGAGGUUGCCUCUUCCCUGCAGAGCUCCGCCCCCAAACAAGGACCUCUACACCCCUGGAUGACCCUCGCUCAGAUUUGGCUACAUGCAGCGGAGGUGUAUAUCGGGAUGCUGAAGCCGGCCGAGGCGCUGGCCUGCACUCAGGAGGCGGCGAGCUUGUUCCCGCUGUCCCACAACGUGCUGUUUAUGAAGGGACAGGUGGCUGAACUGAGGGGAAAUACUGAGGAGGCGAAGCGUUGGUACGAGGAGGCGCUGUCCAUCAGCCCAACACACGUCAAGAGCAUGCAGAGAAUGGGUCUGAUCCUGCAUCAGCUGCAGAGGUACAGUUUGGCGGAGAAGGUUCUGAGGGAUGCGGUGCAGGUCAGCUCCACGGCGCACUCUGUGUGGAACAGUCUGGGGGAGGUUCUGCAGGCGCAGGGGAACCACGCCGCCGCCACCGAGUGCUUCCUCACCGCGCUGGAGCUCGAGGCCAGCAGCCCCGUCCUGCCCUUCACCGUCAUCCCCCGCACGCUCUGAUACCGCACACGCCACACACAGUCAUCCCCCGCACGCUCUGAUACCGCACAUACCACACACACCGUCACCCCAUGCACACUGAUACCGCACACACACCGGCAUCCCCCGCAUGCUCUGAUACCGCACGCACCACACACCGUCAUCCCCCGCACGCUCUGAUACCGCACACACCACACACACCUUCACCCCACGCACACUGAUACCGCACACACACCAUCAUCCCCAGCACGCUCUGAUACCGCACACACCACACACCUUCAUCCCCCGCACGCUCUGAUACUGCACACACCACACGCACACAGUCAUCCUCCACACGCUCUGAUACCGCACACACCAUACACCUUCAUCCUCCGCACGCUCUGAUACCGCACACACCACACACACAGUCAUCCCCCGCACGCUCUGAUACUGCACACACCACCAUCCCCCACACGCUCUGAUACUGCACACACCACACACACUCACACCGUCAUCCCCCGCACGCUCUGAUACCGCACACACACCGCCAUCCCCCGCACGCUCUGAUACCGCACACACACACCGUCAUCCCCCGCACGCUCUGAUACCGCACACGCACAGUCAUCUCCCGCACACUCUGAUACCGCACACACCGCACACACAGUUAUCCCCCGCAAACUCUGAUGCCGCCCACACCACACACACACACACACUACACACCAUCGUGCUCUGCACGCUCUGACACACACAUCAUCAGUUCCCUCAUUAACUACUGUUUGGUGGCAGUGAGAGCUGUUAGCACUGGAGCUACGAUGCUAAUGUUGCUAACAGGCAGUGAGAGCUCAUCCCCCACCAGUUCUGAUAAACUACCGCUUUAAACCCAACCCCAAACUAAUGUAAAUAAGAGUAUAGUGCCACUGCAUUCCAAUAGCUCCGCCCACCUGUAUGAAGUCCCUGUAUACCCCCAAUACACACACACACACACACCUGAUACACAAAAACACACACCUGCAGUGUUUAAUUCGCAGUGCCCCGAGGUUUAAAACGUGACCAUAUAAGGACUGCCUGUUAGAUGUUUAUGCGAGUGUGGGGGCGGGGUUUGGGGGUGUGUUAAUCUGUCUCUUACUGUGUAAUUCUGAGGCCAUCUGUGAGACUUUUAUUUAGUAAUUUUCUGUUACAUUUUGCUGCUCUUUGGAUUGUUGUUAUACACUUAACCCAAUCACUGUACGGAUAGUGAUGUGGCUCCGCCCCUUCCUGUAUCUGUUUAAUGUUGAUAUUAUUGUAUGUAAAUGGAAAAAUGGUUAUAAAUAUAUUGAAAUAUAAUGAAGUAAAUGCCAAAAAACAAUCUGUUCAAAGAUUAAUACUUUUAUUUUUCAUCCAGAGGUCAAAUAUUAUUAUUAUUAUUAUUAUUAUUUACAGAUCCGUAGAUUGUGUGUUUGUUUGUUUGUUUGUUUGUUCAGCUGGUGUUUGAUGGCUGAUCUGGAGCUGAAUUCACAAAAAUCAUAAUAAACACAUUUUUCUUAAACCUGAUUUUUAUUUUAACGUAAAUAAUUAAUAAAUAAUUAUUAAAGAUU